UUUAGCUAUAAAUAAAAGCACCGAGGGUUCCUGAAGCCCAACGUCUUUUUCUCUCUACUUCGGCUUCAUCAUCUACACUUCGCCUCGAUAUUUCGUUUCAUCACCAUCUCAAGUCUCAUUCGCCGCCUAAACCAUGCCUCGCCGAAGCUCAGGAGGUCGAUCUGCUCCUCGUGCCGCCCCACGUCCUGCACCAGCGCGUAACCCACCACCUCAGCCUGUUAACCAUGCUCCUCCUCCAGCUCCUGCACAAGGCGGAAGUGGUGGAUCUAUGCUAGGAGGAAUUGGAUCAACCAUAGCUCAGGGAAUGGUCUUUGGUACUGGAAGUGCAAUGGCCCACAGGGCUGUGGAUGCUGUGAUGGGUCCUCGCACCAUUCAGCAUGAAACUGUGGUCAGUGAAGCUGCUGCUGCAGCACCCAAUGCAAGCAGCGUCGGUGGUUCUGAUGCAUGUAAUGUCCACAUGAAGGCGUUCCAAGAUUGCUUGAACAACUAUGGGAACGAAAUCAACAAGUGCCAGUUCUACAUGGACAUGCUCUCUGAGUGCAAGAAGAAUGCUAGUGGCAUGUUGAGUGCCUGAGAAGCUAUUUUUUCCAUCCAAGGGAAUAUCAUCUAUGAUCUCUGCACCUUUUUUUAUAAUUUAUGGGGAGUUGCGUUGAUAAUCCAUGUUGGAUGACAUAAUCAUGAAAAGCUUUAGAAGCAAUCCAUAUUAUUGUUAUUAUUGGAUUUGGGAUCUUUUUUAACCAUUUCAUUUAAAUGCUGUUAUCAAACGUUAACUUCCUGAAGGGUCGAUGGGUGUGUUUGAAUCAUUUAUGAGAUUACUCUUAAUAAAUAUUCAUCAAGGACUUACUUUA
Messenger RNA from Ziziphus jujuba (common jujube), 848 nucleotides. RefSeq lists its product as uncharacterized. The record is from RefSeq and is a predicted model, not a curated record. Gene Ontology annotation, cellular component: mitochondrion; nucleus. The transcript is spliced from 5 exons. Bases 134 to 574 code for a protein of 146 amino acids. Gene Ontology annotation, biological process: mitochondrion organization. Lineage: Eukaryota; Viridiplantae; Streptophyta; Magnoliopsida; Rosales; Rhamnaceae.